Colius striatus (speckled mousebird) is the source of this 1782-nucleotide messenger RNA. RefSeq names its product lactamase beta like 1 (gene LACTBL1). The record is from RefSeq and is a predicted model, not a curated record. The coding region runs from base 16 to 1782 and encodes 588 amino acids. Lineage: Eukaryota; Metazoa; Chordata; Aves; Coliiformes; Coliidae. The transcript has 7 exons.
GACUUGUGAGCAGCCAUGGAUGGAUUACAGCUGAGGCAAGCACCCAGCACUCGGGGCCUCCUCAAGCUCACUGUUAUGGAGGUGAAGUGGAUUCAUGUGUUGGUCAUCUUCCUCUUCCUAUUGUCUGUUGCAAUGACAGGCUGCUUUCUGUGGCAGUACAGCCUCCCCAAGGUGGAAUCCAGCCCAUCUGUGCUGGAAGUGAGAAGAGAAGGUGUGCAGAUGUGCCCCCGCUAUCCCGAACCGGUACCACUGGACCACCCAAUCCCCAUUCUGAAGGAUGCUUUGGAGAAGGUAGAUCUGAUGCUACGCCAGAAGAUUCACAGCUCUGGGCUCCCUGCCAUGUCUGCCAUUGUUAUCUACAAUGACACUGUGCUAUGGACAGGCAACUUUGGCAAGAAGAAUGGUUCAGACCCCUCCUCAGUGGUGCCCAAUGAGUACACUAUUUACAGAAUUGCCAGUGUCUCCAAGAUCUUUCCCACCAUCAUGCUGUACAAGAUGUGGGAGGAAGGAAAAGUCACGUCUCUCGAUGACCCAUUGGAACGUUAUGCUCAGAACUUUGUUAUUAAGAACCCUCUGGGAAGGCUGAAGGAAUCAGAACAGAGAUACACAGGAGAUGGGAUGGUUUUUUUGGAGAAAGGCUCGAUGCCACUCAAGCCAUCACCCGUUACCCUGCGCAGAAUGGCCAGCCAGCUCUCAGGUCUGCCCAGGAGGCUGAGAUCUACCAGCCUUCUGUGGAAAGGCAAUACACAUGAUGCUCUCGCUCUCCUGAAGGAUGAUGUCUUGGUUGCUGAUCCAGGAACCAGAUGCCACUACAGCAAUUUGGCCUUCUCAUUGAUGGCCCAUGUGCUAGCUGAGCAUGCAGCUGAAGGGCAGUACCAGCGCUGGGUCUCAGAGAACAUCCUGGACCGUCUGGGCUUGGAGGACACCGGCUUUGACAUCACCCCACCCAUCCGCUCCCAGAUGGCCGUGGGCUUCUAUGGCAGCCACCAACCAGCCCCUCUCUACGACCUGGGCUGGUACAGACCUUCUGGCCAGAUGUAUUCCACAGCUGCUGACCUUGCAAAGCUAGCAAUGGUUUUCUUAGGCACCUACCACCGGCGUCUCCUAGAGCCUGACACAGUGAAGACAAUGCUGACUCCCUUGUUUAAGUGCUCCACUGAGUAUUUUGCUAACAAGACUGGCACACCUUGGGAGAUAAAUGAGCAGUCAGGGUAUGAUGUCAUUAGGAAGGAUGGAGACCUCGAUGGUUACUCAGCCACCUUCUCUCUCAUCCCCAAGCUUCGCCUCAGCUUCAUUGUGCUGAUGGCAGGGCCCAGGCCUCAAGGUGGAGAUAUCGUGACUCAGACUUAUGAGCAUCUUAUUCCUGCCAUGGAAACAGCAUUCAGAGAGGCAGAGAAAAGUCUGAUUCCUCCUCCAAGUCCACACCCUUAUGUUGGCUACUAUACCUAUUCCAACCUGACUUUCUAUGAGAUCAAAGUUGGGCCUGGUGGGGUGCUGGUCAUGCAGCAGUUUGGGCCUCACGUGGAAGAGCUGAUUCCUGAAAGGUACCGGACAAUCAAGCUCCACCACCUGGAAGAUCGUGUCUUCCAAGUGGUUUUUGACAAAGAGUUCCCAUGUGUUCUACACCUGGGCUCUGCCUCCAUCUCACUGGAGACCCAAAAUGGGCAGCUCUUUAACUUCUAUCCGUUGGACCGCAAGGGUUUGUCUCCUGGCUUCGAUGCCCCGGGGCUCAACACCUACAACGUGGUGCGUGUGCUUAGGAAACCUGUCUUCUACACCUAA